Doryrhamphus excisus (bluestripe pipefish) is the source of this 2666-nucleotide messenger RNA. It is a transcript of the gene soul3, whose product is annotated as heme-binding protein soul3. Gene Ontology annotation, molecular function: heme binding. The record is from RefSeq and is a predicted model, not a curated record. Lineage: Eukaryota; Metazoa; Chordata; Actinopteri; Syngnathiformes; Syngnathidae.
GAUAUUUUCUGCUAUAAACACCGCGUACACCGUAGGUGUCGAAACACUCACAAGGAGAACACGGGCUACUACUUUGUUGCUAUUUUAAUUAAACUACGGAAUAUGUGUCGUUAGUCGACACUUAAAAGCGGCAAAAACGAUGGCCGAAUGCAGCUGCGGAGUAGCCCAUGUGUUGACCGACGAGCGGCGGUAGUCUUAGUCAAAGUAGGGAAACAUCUCUAAAUCGAACUGUAAAAUUAUAUUCACCGACGACCAUUGUGUGUUUUUAGUUUUAAAACAACAAACCAGGCCAUUUUUUAAUCAAUAGACGCUAGUGGUACGAGAAAAAUGGACCGAGGUGGCUGUCAAAUGAGCGGCGGUGGAAGCGGAGGCGACGGCGGGCCCGAUCGCCACGGCAUGAUCACGCUGGAGGAUCUGGAGUCCUUCUCCGAGGACCAGCCGUCCGACUCCGGUAAUGGCAGCCUGGAAGAGGGCGAAACCAUGGACGACGACUCGGAUCGGCUGCUGCAUUACUGGCAGGACGUUGCCAGGGGACACCAAGUGGAAGUUUCAAACGAAAUGGCAGAACCCAUUCAACAGCUAACCACCAACAACAACGGCCGCAGUAACAGAGAACACAUCCCUUUCACCCUCCUUUCAAAGAAAGAAAAGUGCGGGGAUCUGCUGUAUGAGAAGCGCCAUUACGAGAAGGGCCACUGGGCUUGCAUCACAAUGCACGAGGACACGUAUGAGCAGAGCAUCUGCUACGGUUUCAUGAGGAUAAUGAGAUAUAUCUGCCAGCAGAACUCCUUAGGGGACUACCUGGGCAUGUCGCUGCCCAUAUUGACGGUGGUGCGCACAAACGAGAACCACUCCGUCCUCUCCCAGGGAGUGACGGUGGCAUACUAUCUGCCCGCCGUACACCAGGCACAGCCUCCACAACCCCAGGACAGCGACAUAGUCAUUGAGGUCUGGCCGGCUGCCAUUGUGUACACAAGGCCCUUCACCGGCCCCACCAAUGAGCUGACCAUCAUCAAUCAGAUCAACAUGAUGGCCGAGCUACUGGAGUCUCCUGGCGUGUGUGUCAACGACUCCUUCAUUGUGGCCGGUUACACUAACCCGGCGCACAGCAACCGCCAGAACGAGAUCUGGUUCCUGGAGCGCCGCUGAUCAGAAGCAUUCAAAUCCCUGGCCCCCUUUCCGUCACACAAAGACUCCUCCCUUAUCAUUCACAGCCUCCACUCAUCCACACUCUCGAAUUCCCUCCCCAGCCAAGCACACUCCAGAUCCCCUCCAUAAUCUCAACCACACGGUGACCAUAUUCUCCGCAGUGAUGCAUCACGCAGCGCAGCAAGCCCUUCAUUCUCAGAGAGCUGUGACAAGUAGUGUACUCGCAGCCUAAUUGUUAUUCCAAUUGUGUGUUUGCACAGCUACAAUGUUCUGUAGGUGUCUAAGCUAAGCCGAGUGAAGAUGUCAAUUCUGUGAGUGUACUUGCUUUUGGUUGUUAAAUCUUGGGAUCACUGCAGGUUCACCUCAUUUAUUGGAAUGAUUCAACAGCAAGUGCAAUAUUAUAUACCACAGUCAAUGCAUUCACAUUGUGGACCUUCAGCCUAAUGUGAUGUCAAUUGCCUGGGUGAGGCGGUAUUUCUCUCAGUAAUCUCCCUGAAAUGAACACUUCAGAAAUAACACACAUUAAGUGCAUGAAUGUAAGAAGGGAGAAAGGUGUUCAAACCAAACCAAACUCUGACUAACUUUACCUCUGAAUGACAAUCAAGAAGAACUUAACAUAACUCCAAUGCACACGCAAGUCAAAAGCAUUCCUCAUUUUUCCCCCCCCGAAUAUCACAAUCCCCACAGAAUCGUCAGAAAUCGUCGUCAGAAAAAGCUCUUUCUACGUGCUACUCUCUUGUGUUAGUGUGUACGCACUCACUACUGUACCGUGACGACCACUGCUGCUCAGUAGAGACAAAUGCAACUUCAUGCGUCAUAGAGAUCCUUAUAGAAAAUAGGACAGCAAAAUGUUUUUUUUAAUGUUCUAUAAUCAAAACUAAAGAAUCUCUGUCAAGUCAGCAAUUGUGUAUUUUCAGUAUAUUCUGAUAUUUCUACAUGCUACUCUCUCGUGUUAGUGUGUACGAUCUCAAUACUGUACCGUGACUAAUUGUCUGAUACAAACCAAUAAACCAGCUCUAAAAUUAUGUUUAUUUUUCAAAAAGUAAAAUCUUUUUAUUUUUUUAAAAAAGAAGAAACUAUGAAUGACGGGCUGUUACUGCAAGGGAGAAGAUGGUUUUGUUUUGUUGUCCUCAAACGAGUACAAAAACAUGUGAUAUUCCAUCAUGGAAGCUGAAACAAUUCAAAAAAAAGUGAUAGCAAACCGACAUCAGGAGAUCAGUCAGAAUGCAAAAACGUGAUAUUAUGUCACAUUGACAUCAGGAAAUCCGCAAAAAUCCAAAGAUUUUAUUUUUCAAACCUGGAGGUGUUUCAAAGCCAUGAUUCAUGUGAGUUCAUCCCCUCCCCCUUGGAAAUUAAAACCUGGUUAUAUGGGAACACCAACAUGACCUGUUACUGUCUAUAUGUUGGCUUAUUUUAGUUGAAUGUGUGCUGUACUGUGACAAAUUCAAGUGCAACAGCACUACUGUGGUUUUCUUUUUUUCGGCAAUAAACACGUACUUCUCUCCUGUCUUUAAAUA